Molecule: messenger RNA, 2569 nt
Organism: Nilaparvata lugens (brown planthopper)
Lineage: Eukaryota; Metazoa; Arthropoda; Insecta; Hemiptera; Delphacidae
Product: tethering factor for nuclear proteasome STS1
Exons: 6
Coding region: 226-1302 (358 amino acids)
Biological process (GO): proteasome localization; nuclear protein quality control by the ubiquitin-proteasome system
Cellular component (GO): nucleus
Source: RefSeq, a predicted model, not a curated record
AUCGCGGGAACUACUCAGCGUGGGUCCAAAAAUAGUGCACAAGCCAGAGAAUUUAGUGGUUCCUCCAGGCAGCAGGCGUAUUUCUUGUUUCUUCAAAAGAGCAACGGUUUUUGGGAAGGUUUAGAUGAUAUUUUCACAUUGCAUAUUGCAUUUUUCAAGUGUUAAUUACAUUGAGUGGAACUUUAUCAACUGUAUAUCAGCUACAAUUUGACAGUUUCGGAAAAAAUGGAGACGCCACCAAAUGACCUGAUGUUCAGGAGGAGCACUCGUAGUGCCCUGGCCGAAAUUCCUGCGCGACUUGGUGCAAUGACAAUGACUGAAACACCUGUUCGCAACAACAAUAACAAUGCGGACAACCAGACGGCGCUGAUAAUCGACGUGAACCAUGCUAAUCUGCCUUCGUCGUUUCUGUCUCCGGCGCCGUCUCCUGACGAACUGAUCAUCCAGCAGCGCGGCCGCCGACGCAUCCCCGUCACCUGGUCGCCGGACAUCGAUCUACGCAAGCGCGAAGGCGCGCACAAGGACACGACCCCUGUCAAGGUCAACAGCCUCCCCGUCUGCUCUGGGUCGCCCAACUCUAAGAGCACCAUUGUGUUGCGUAGCACCCCUCGCAAGCGGCUGCUGCUUAGCGAGCCCAUGGACAUCAGCUCUCCCGAAAAGAGAAGGCUGCAGAAUUCUCCAAACCCGAAAAAGUCGCGCCUGGAACGUCCGCCACUUGUGUUCGAUGGUCCACUGGACGUUGCCCUGAAGGGACUCUCGUCAGACCAGCUGAUCAAGGUGAUCCAGACAAUCGUGAAGACGCAUCCCGAGCUGGAGAAGGAGGUGAAGGAGAGCCUCCCCGCCCCCGACAUGCGUCCACUCGAGGACCAGCUCAACUAUCUCAAGAAGAACAUCUUCAAGUCUCUGCCCACAUCAAGACUGACAUCCAAGACUGACUCUCCGGCCUACAAUAGGGCUGCUACACAUGUGGCUGCUUUCAAGAAGUGCAUAAUGGAGCAAGCGCGCACGCUGGCCGACAGCCAGCAAUGGCCGUCAGUGCUGGAGUACGUGGUGAUGGCGUGGACAUACGUGCGCGCCACACCGCUCUGGGACAAUCUGCCGCACAACGCGGCGCGCAAGUCCUGCUUCAAGACGCUGGCUGCGCACUGCAUGAUGGCUCUCAAACAGGUGCAGCCGCACCAGCUCGGCCCCCCAGCUGACUUUCUCGACGACAUUCACGCUAAACUUCAGAGUUACGUUGUGGACAGUGAGGACAUCAAGAGCUGUUUGAAACAGUUGGAGCUCUUGAAGAAGAAAGCUUAACAUAAAUGAGCUCAAUGUGCUUGCUUUUGCAGAAUCAAUUCCAAAGAGUUUUCUGCCACUGCAGAAAUGUAUUUUAUGUGUGAAUGUGAAAUUUUGUCGAAAGACGGAAUAAUUCUCAUGUGAGAAAAUGUUAUGUUGUGCAUAGUAUUACCUGUGUGUGUGUAAAUAUUAAUUUGGCCGUAGUUUGAUGAUCCACUGAUUAGCAAUUCGCUAACUUUUGCUUUAGUAUUGUUUUCGCUUGGACGGGUUAUGCGAAUAACAAGUAUUAGUUCUGAUAUUUCCUACUUUGAUAUUUCGACCUUAUUUGGUCUUUCAUUGGAGUAUCAUUAGUCUUAUUUUGAAUUGUAUUCAUACAAUGAAAUGAAUUUUUCUAUUUUACUGACUAUCGUUAAUAUUUUACGAGUAUACUUGUUUCUUGACCGAACUGAUAGUGUAAUUAAUUCUAAGUAGUUCCUAAAUGGUUCUGAAAUUAAAUUAAAAUUAAUUUAAAUAAAUUAAAAUAGCAGUAAUAUCCACACAAAUGAAGUACAGUAACAGGACCAGAGACUAGAUUGAUUAUUGAACUACAAUAUUUUAUACGGCUUGACACAUUUUUAAUUUUGGAUGUGAUGACGUUUUAUCUAAUUGAGAUUCUUCAUUCCAAAGUAUGUUUUUAAUUGGCUUUUUAGUGACAAUAUUAUGGAAAUUUCUCAACCAAUCAAGAUGACGUAGAUCGUUUUAAUUACUGUUUUCAAUGUAUCAAAUGACAUAAAUUUGUUAACUUUUACAUUUAUUUAAUGUAGAUUAUGAACGUGAACAAUGAAUUUUUCGGAUUUCCGUGUAUGUAUCUCUAGGAUAACUUUUUGAUAUUUUGCAUUUAAAGAAUUAUCAUUCCAGUUCAAGUUGAUAGGUGACAUUCCAAAUGUUUCAUUUGAGAUCUAUACGAUUUUUGAAUGUACAUACGAGCAUGAUAUUUUUGGUAUGUUUAUUAUUUGAUGGUGUACAUUUAAGAAAGUGGAUAUUAUUUUAUUAGUACUAUUCAUUUUCAGUUAAUUUGGUUCAUGAUUGUAUAUUGUUCAUUACAAAUUGAUUCCAUAGUUAUCGGUUUUCGACUUAUAUUUAUGUUAGUUGAUUUUGGAUUAUUGAAAAAGGAUGAAUUCAUUGCCAUUAUUGUUACUUAUUGUAUGGUAACGUUUAUAAUGAUAUUAAUUUGUAUGUUGCUAGAUAAUAAUAAGUAAUAUAUGAACUGUAUACUUGUUUGUUUCAACAAUAAAAUAUACAAAUCCAA